Messenger RNA from Nerophis ophidion (straightnose pipefish), 1423 nucleotides. Its product is annotated as synaptic vesicle glycoprotein 2B-like. The transcript is spliced from 6 exons. Gene Ontology annotation, molecular function: transmembrane transporter activity. Gene Ontology annotation, biological process: transmembrane transport. The record is from RefSeq and is a predicted model, not a curated record. NCBI's taxonomy places the organism in Eukaryota, Metazoa, Chordata, Actinopteri, Syngnathiformes, Syngnathidae. The coding region runs from base 358 to 1410 and encodes 350 amino acids. Gene Ontology annotation, cellular component: membrane.
UGGAAGGGCCGGGCAGGUAAGACACACACCUUUCUUUUGGGCAAACUCGCCAGUUUGUGGGCGGAGCUACAAUAGUUGCCUUCGCGGCGUUUCAAAUGGCGUGACGAGUCAUCCAUUUUUCUAUCAAUAUCAAGAGUGAAGGUGAAUUCAAGGACUUGUUUCCACUUGAUGUGUUCCGACAGGUGAGCAGACAGCUUCAUCAUGAGAUUCUUUGGCGGUCAAGGGCGAUCAUAAAGUAUCGUCUCAGCUGCUGAGACCUUCAACCCGAGACCCGAACGCCUCGGCGCAUCAGAAACCUGCACCUGCCGCCUGAAGAGUUCCAAAGCAGGACCAGGAAGUGUUCUGUCAGAGGCCAUCAUGAACGACCCUUAUCAGAACAACGUGAACCAGCAGGUGAGCGAAGGAGGCGAGUACGCAUACACCCAAGAUGGCGGCGGGAGGGACGGGUACCCCUACCAGACGGACUACCCCCCUCAGGAGGAGGACGCCGCCAGCGACGCCACAGAGGGCGCGGAUGACGACGAGCACAUGUACGAGGGCGAGUACCAGGGCAUCCCGCACCCGGACGAGAUCAAGGAGGCCCGGCGGGCGGCGCGGCUGGAGGCCAAGAGGAAGGCCAAGCAGGCGGCACAACAGGAGGAAGAGGAGGACAACCUGCCCGAGCAGUACGAGUGCAUCAUGGAGGACUGCGGCCACGGACGCUUCCAGUGGAUGCUCUUCUUCGUGCUGGGCCUGGCGCUGAUGGCCGACGGCGUGGACGGUUUUGUGGUGGGCUUCGUCAUGCCCAGCGCCGAGAAGGACAUGUGCAUAUCCAACGCUGACAAGGGCAUGCUGGGCCUGCUGGUGUACGUGGCCAUGAUGGUGGGCGCCCUGGUGUGGGGGGGUCUGUGUGACAAGAUGGGCCGCAGGAAGUGCCUGAUCUACGUCCUGAGCAUCGACCUGGUCUUCUCCUUCCUGUCCUGCUUCGCUCAGAGCUACGGCUUCUUCCUCUUCUUCAGGUUCUGCUCCGGCUUCGGAAUCGGCGGCUCCAUCCCCAUCGUGUACACGUACUUCACGGAGUUCCUGCAGAUGGACAAACGAGGCGAACAUCUGAGCUGGCUCUGCAUGUUCUGGAUGCUGGGAGGCCUGUACGCUUCUUUCACCGCCUGGGGAAUCAUCCCACACUACGGUUGGGGUUUUUCCAUCGGCACCGAGUUCCAGAUGCACAGCUGGAGAAUCUUCAUCCUGGUGUGUCUCUUCCCCGUCAUGGCCGCGCUGGUCGGCGUCAUCUUCAUGCCGGAAAGUCCUCGAUUCCUCCUGGAGAGCGCUCGACAUGACGAGGCGUGGAUGGUCCUGCGCCGAGUCCACGACACCAACUGGAAGGCCAAAGGCGAGCCCGAGAGAGUCUUCACUGUGAGUUCAUUAUUUUGAUAUGAUUUUAAAG